CCUGAUUCUUUCUCUCCUGCAGCCACAGAGAAGCGAGUUGCUGGAGAGGAACAGGGUGUGGGCGUGGGGUGGCCCCUCCCAGGAAAUCUGAUUUUAAACUCCUGCAGUUUAAGGUUUUGCAGUAGAGGCUGACGACUCCCCCGGGCCCUGGCACCAUGUACACGGCGAUCCCCAAAAGCGGCUCCCCCUUUGAUGCCUCGGUGAACCAGCCGGGCCUGCACAUCUGGCGGGUGGAGAAGAUGAAGCCGGUCCCGGUGCCGGCAGAGUCCAAGGGCAUCUUCUACUCGGGGGACUCCUACCUGGUCCUGCACAACGGGCCGGAGGAGCAAGCCAACCUGCACAUCUGGAUCGGCCAGAGCUCCUCACGGGACGAGCAGGGGGCCUGCGCCGUGCUCUCCACCCACCUUAACACCCUGCUGGGUGAGCGGCCCAUCCAGCACCGCGAGGUGCAGGGCAACGAGUCCGACGUCUUCAUGGAGUACUUCCCCCGCGGCAUCAAGUACCAGGAGGGCGGUGUGGAGUCCGCCUUUCACAAAACCCAGUCCAGCCAGGGCUCCGGGCCCAUCCGCAAACUCUACCAAGUAAAGGGCAAGAAAAACAUCCGGGCCACCGAGCGGGAGCUGAGCUGGGCCAGCUACAACACCGGGGACUGCUUCAUCCUGGACCUGGGCGAUACCAUCUACACAUGGUGCGGGGAGACAUCCAACAUCCUGGAGCGCAACAAGGCCCGGGACCUGGCGCUGGCCAUCCGGGACAGCGAGCGGCAGGGCAAGGCCCGGGUGGAGAUCGUGUCUGACGGGGAGGAGCCGCCCGAGAUGAUCCAGGUGCUGGGUCCCAAGCCCGCUCUGAGGCAGGGCAGCCCCGAGGAGGACGUCACGGCAGAUCAGAAGAACGCGGGGGCAGCUGCUCUCUAUAAGGUGUCGGACGCGACGGGGAAGAUGAACCUAACCAAGGUGUCCGGGAGCAGCCCCUUCAGCCAGGGCCUGCUCUGCACCGACGACUGCUUCAUCCUGGACAACGGCCAGUGCGGCAAGAUCUACGUGUGGAAAGGUCGCAAAGCCAACCAGCAGGAACGGGAGGCAGCCCUGAAAGUGGCUGAGGAUUUCAUCUCCCGUAUGAAGUACUCCCCAAAGACCCAGGUGGAGAUCCUGCCCCAGGGCCGUGAGAGUCCCCUCUUCAAGCAGUUCUUCGCGAGCUGGAAGUGAACCCGGGGCCUGCCCCGAGGCUGCCCAGCGCUGCUUUGUCUCCAGGCCUACCCUCCGCUCUGUAGCCACCAGGCAUCUCAUUAAAUGACCUGCACGGGGA
Mauremys reevesii (Reeves's turtle) is the source of this 1305-nucleotide messenger RNA. RefSeq names its product capping actin protein, gelsolin like (gene CAPG). The record is from RefSeq and is a predicted model, not a curated record. Gene Ontology annotation, biological process: actin polymerization or depolymerization; barbed-end actin filament capping; actin filament severing. Gene Ontology annotation, molecular function: actin filament binding; phosphatidylinositol-4,5-bisphosphate binding. Gene Ontology annotation, cellular component: cytoplasm; actin cytoskeleton. NCBI's taxonomy places the organism in Eukaryota, Metazoa, Chordata, Testudines, Geoemydidae. Bases 156 to 1205 code for a protein of 349 amino acids. The transcript has 10 exons.